Hyla sarda is the source of this 5540-nucleotide messenger RNA. RefSeq names its product DnaJ heat shock protein family (Hsp40) member C6 (gene DNAJC6). Gene Ontology annotation, biological process: clathrin-dependent endocytosis; synaptic vesicle uncoating. Gene Ontology annotation, cellular component: intracellular membrane-bounded organelle; vesicle; postsynaptic density. The transcript is spliced from 20 exons. Lineage: Eukaryota; Metazoa; Chordata; Amphibia; Anura; Hylidae. Gene Ontology annotation, molecular function: clathrin binding. The record is from RefSeq and is a predicted model, not a curated record. Bases 565 to 3312 code for a protein of 915 amino acids.
GCCGAGUCCAUUCAAUCCCAUCUAUUACAACGUCCGGGGGGGGCCUUUUGUUUUUAGCACAAUGAAGGGGAUUUGACUGACGGCACAACUCGGGUAUAGAUCUACGGAUUUCUCCCGGUAAGGAGCCGGGACCUGGAUGAAUCCAUGUCGUGUUUUACAACGUGUUUCGCUGACAAGUCGCUAAGCCUCCCCUUAAAUCCCUCCAGUCCAACCACAGCACAAAACGCAAUCCUUCGCACUAGUCACACAUCAGUAGCCCAGCAGUUCCAUGGACAUAGCACUCCGGUGACCUUUGACUGCCUGUGAAUGACAAAUCACGACUCGGCGUUCCCUGAAGAAGAAGAAGGAGACAGGAGCCUCUUAUCCUCUGCAUUGGAAAAAAACAAAACAUGAAAGAAUCUGAAACGCAAGCUGGUGGAGAGCAGCGCCGGGGACGCGAAUAGAGACGGAGGCUGCGGCAGGGAGCGGCCGGGGAUCAGGCCGGGAGUGAGCGGGGCGGCGGCGGCAGCAUCCUCCCCCCCAGCGCCCAGGAGCCCGGGCCGAGAGCUGCAGGACUCCAGCACCAUGGACAGCUCAGGUGCCUCAUCUCCAGACAUGGAGUCCAACUAUGGAGGAGGGCUAUUAGACAUGGUGAAAGGGGGAGCGGGGCGACUGUUCAGCAACUUGAAGGACAACCUGAAGGACACACUGAAGGACACAUCCACGAAAGUAAUGCAGUCUGUGGCCAGUUAUGCAAAAGGAGAGUUGGAUAUCUCAUACAUUACCUCAAGGAUUAUUGUGAUGUCUUUCCCGGCAGAAGGUGUAGAAUUAGGAUUUAGAAACCACAUUGAGGAUGUGCGCUCGUUCCUGGAUUCAAGACAUCUGGACCAUUACACAGUGUUCAAUCUGUCACCCAAGUCUUACCGCAGUGCCAAGUUCCAUAAUCGGGUCUCAGAAUGCAGUUGGCCUGUAAGACAAGCUCCAAGUUUGCAUAAUUUAUAUGCAGUUUGCAAGAACAUGCACAACUGGUUACAGCAGAACCCCAAAAAUGUGUGCGUUAUCCACUGCAUGGAUGGCCGUGCCGCCUCUGCAGUGCUAGUCAGCGCCAUGUUCUGUUUUUGUCACCUUUUUAACAAUCCGGUUCCUGCGAUCCAGCUGCUAAAUUCGAAACGUCCAGGAAUAGGGCUAUGGCCAUCACACCGGAGGUACAUCGGGUAUAUCUGUGACCUGGUGUCUGACAAGCCUACGCAUCCUCACUGCAAACCCAUCGUCAUAAAGAGCGCCACCAUCAGCCCGGUGCCCUGCUUUAACAAGCAGAGAAAUGGCUGCCGGCCUUUCUGCGAGGUCCUCAUCGGGGAGACGCGGAUCUUCAGCACAAUUCAGGACUACGAGAGAAUGAAAGAAUAUCGUCUCCAGGAAGGAAAAGUGGUGUUUCCUCUGGGGGUCACUGUCCAUGGAGACGUCGUGGUUUCCAUCUAUCAUAUGAGAUCUACAAUCGGAGGAAGACUACAAGCCAAGAUGACAAACACUCAGAUAUUGCAGAUACAGUUUCACACUGGAUUCAUAGCGCUCGAAACGACAGUGUUAAAAUUUACAAAACCAGAACUUGAUGCUUGCGACUCAGCGGACAAGUACCCUCAGCUGUUUCACGUCACCCUGGACAUACAGAUCGAAGACACAGACAGACAGAACGACCUCACCCCUCCGUGGGAGAAUUUUGUAUCUAAAGAUGUGAACCCCAGUAUCCUUUUCUCGUCGCAGCAGGAGCAGCAGGAUGCAUUGGCCAUGGGGGGAAGAGCCCCCGUAGAGCAACAGCAAGACAACAUCAAGAAUGCCGGGGGGCAGGGGGCGUUUUUCUCCUCCUUGAGCUGGCAAGACCAGAAGGCAGACAAGGCCAGCUCCCACCCAGCCUCAGAUGAUCGGGCUGCCCUGGUCCAUGAAGAGAGCGAGCCAUCAGACGACGAACUCCUGUCUCUCUCCAGUCAGCACAGUAACACCAGUGGCGAAAAACACCAUGGGACCCCCAAACACAAAAAGAUCGAACCUCCGGCUCCUGCAGCACCUCCGGAGGAUGUGGACCUGCUUUUCCUAGAUGCAAGUGCUGUAAAUGCAGCUCCAUCUCAGCCGAAACCGCCCCCUUCUAACACCGACCUCCUUAGUGAUCUUUUUGGGGCAGCUCAGGCCCCCAGAGAUGCCAUGUUCCAGACGGGAGGCAUAGGAUCUGCCCACUCAACACCACAGCGAUCUGCGGCAUCACCUUCUCCAUCGCAGUCUCCGAAAGUAGGGGAAGCUUCUACCUUUGAUCCAUUUGGAUCAACCCCAAAACCGCCGGGUCAAGACCUUCUCGGCCCCUUCCUGAGUGCGUCAAACGCCCAAUCUGGAGAUGCCUUUCUGCAGGCUACAAGGAGUCCGUCCCCAUCCCCCACCCCAGGAGGCCACGUCGAUCCUUUCAACAUUGCUCCACCAUCUGUAUCCAUCCAGCCUGAUGUGUCAUCAUCAACGUGGGACUGGGGUACUCCAGCACAAGGUGGAUUAGGAAGAGGGAGUCGAUCAGCUGCUACCAGCCCCACCGGAUCACCGCACGGUACACCGCAGCACCACACCAAGCCGCAGACCCUGGAUCCGUUUGCAGACCUUGGGGCACUGGGUGCAAAUCUGGCUGGUGGUCCCUCAUUUGCGAGUAAGCCAACAACCCCAACAGGCUGCGGCAGUGGGUUUCCCCCGGUUUCUCCACAGCAUGGAGGAAGCGGCUGGCACCCGAAUUCUGGAUAUUCUUGGCCGCAGCAGUCUAAGCCACAACAAAACGUCCCACACUCAUCUCCACAGAAUAGACCCAACUACAACAUCAGCUUUUCUCCAUUGAACAGCGGACAGAAUGAUAAAGGGAAGAAUGCAGCCGGGGCCGAUGUAAAACCAAAGGCUACAGCCGCCAACUUUGAAGAUUUGCUCUCUAGUCAGGGAUUCAACGCACACAAGGAGAGGAAGGGACCAAGAACUAUUGCCGAAAUGAGGAAGGAGGAAAUGUCAAAGGAAAUGGAUCCCGAGAAACUAAAGAUCUUAGACUGGAUUGAAGGUAAAGAGAGAAACAUCCGAGCGUUGCUCUCCACCAUGCACACUGUGCUAUGGGCAGGGGAGAACAAGUGGAAACCAGUAGGCAUGGCGGAUCUGGUCACCCCAGAACAAGUGAAAAAAGUCUACCGGAAAGCUGUGUUAGUGGUUCACCCAGACAAAGCCACAGGGCAGCCCUACGAGCAAUAUGCAAAGAUGAUUUUUAUGGAGCUGAACGACGCCUGGUCAGAAUUCGAGAAUCAAGGACAGAAAGCGUUAUAUUAACCCCCUCCUGUGCGGUUUAACAUCCAUCCAUGAACGUGACGGACCUUUUUCCCUCCUGGGUUUCUUUACAAACCUCAAUAACUUUAACUUAUUUUGGUGUAUGUUAGGGCGAAUGUGACACUAUUGUGGACAUGGAGAAUUUCCUUCUGAGAAUGCACAUUUGCAGUAAAUACCGCUGUCUUAAGUCCCCCCUCCCUUCCCUAGUGUUUUAUUUAUUUCGAUAUUUAUUGUUUUUUAUUUAUAAUGUGGAUUUUAUUUAAAUCCUCUGGAGUUGAAACAGUUAACUUGAACACUCAUGACCGCUCUUGUCCAUCAUGUGCCUGCGUUAUAUAUAUUUUUUUCUCGUUUCUGUGAAUACGGAACCCUUAUAUCCUGAGAUGUUUUACAUAUUUCUCGAGGAAGAUAUUUUGUGUUGCACUCUCAUCUUCCUUCUUGGAAGGAGGUAAACCUUUAUUCCUUAAGGCUGCAGAGAAACAACAUAUCCUAAAGAAGCACUCCGGGUUGUUGGGUUUUCUUUUUUUGCCCAUAUCAUGCAUACUCAGGUGCAGUGAUCAAACUCCACACCCUCUCUCUGCAAAGCCAGAGAAUUAGGCCAUGUUCACAUGAUGGAAUUUCAGAGCGGAAUCCGCCAGAUAAAUUCUACUUGGAAAUUCUGUUGCAGCAGAAUCAAGUUGAUCAAUUGCAUUCUGCUGCAUGGUACACAUGGCCAAAUGUACGCAGCAGAUGUUUCAUAUUCAUUGUUUCUUCCGAUUCUGCUUGAAAAUCCAUUGCCAUCUAUUGAGAUGGCGCAUUUCUGAGCAGGCCUAGCGGGCGGCAAUGCUCCAUAUUUUCCACUGUGUGAACAUAGCCUGAAUGGGAAAUGUAGGCAGCGUUAGGAAAUCAUUUCAGUGAUGGAUUUGCAAUUAGUAUGGCUACAAACUAAGUGUAUGUUCGCACUACGGAAUCUCUGCUCAUGGAAUUCCGAUCAGGAAUUCCACUUAAAAAUGUCAUCUGGCGGCUGCUGACGAAAUCCUUUAGCGGUAGGAUUGCACGGACCUGCGCCGUCACCAUUAAUGGCAAUGCAGUUUGCACUUAAUUGCGCCUAAAAAAUUAACAUGUUCGUUCUUUCAGCAGAUUCAUUUCAGCGGCUCCGUUGCCUAAAUUCCAAUUCACACCAAUGUUAAGGUUCACAUGGCGCAAUUCCGGAGCACAAUAGUGUGAACGUACCCUAAAACAUGUAAGCACAAGGCGUACACAAUAACCUCUACAUUAUUCUCUAAUAAUAGCCUAUGCUGCUCUAUAUAUGCAAAAUAAUAAUAAUAACAAUAAAUCAUGGAGUGCUUCUAAAAUUUUUGACCAGGAAUUCCACUUAAAUUCUGUGUAUGACAUAUCAUAUAGAUGUGAUUUCCUCAGAAUCCAACCCCCUUUAUUACUUUUCAUCAUAGAACGUGACUGCAGAAACAUUGAAGCGUUCAAUGUUUCUGUUGAUUCUGCUCGGAACUGCAUUGCCAUCUAUGGAGAGUCAUCUUCUGGCAAAUCUCCAUGAGGAUUUAAAGGGGUUAUCCAGGAAAAAAAACUUUUUUUUUUUUUUAUACAUCAACUGGCUCCAGAAAGUUAAACAGAUUUGUAAAUUACUUCUAUUAAAAAAAAUCCUAAUCCUUAAUACUUAUGAGCUGCUGAAGUUGAGUUCUCUCUGAUGACACCUGUCUCGGGAACUGUCCAGAGUAGAAGCAAAUCCCCAUAGCAAACCUCUUCUACUCUGUGCAGUUCCCGAGACAAGCAGAGGUGUCAGCAGAGAGCACUGUUGUCAGACAGAAAACAACAACUCAACUUCAGCAGCUGAUAAUUAUUGGAAGGAUUAUUUUUUUUUAUUGAAGUAAUUUACAAAUCUGUUUAACCUUCUGGAGCCAGUUGAUAUAUAAAAAAAAAGUUUUUUUUUCCUGGGAUACCCCUUUAAGAGGAAUUCCCCUUUAAUCUAUUUGUUUUCCUGAGCGAUGACUUACAUAUCAGUUUUACUUACUCAAUGUUGUAUAUUAUUUAGUUGAUUUAUUUUUUUUAUUGCAUUUUAUGUUGCACUAUUUUGGCUUGGCGUAGCGUUGGUCAUGAUGGCGAAUGUGCACUGCAGGACUGGAAGCAGAUUUAGGAUAAUGGGCAAAGAAGGUGCUGACAGCUUUUAGAUUUAUCUUUCCUUAUCUUAUGUUGCUAUUAGAGAUGAGCGAAUUUACAGUAAAUUCGAUUCGUCACAAACU